Messenger RNA from Talaromyces atroroseus, 2064 nucleotides. RefSeq names its product Glucose-repressible alcohol dehydrogenase transcriptional effector. The transcript has 2 exons. Gene Ontology annotation, molecular function: protein binding; poly(A)-specific ribonuclease activity. NCBI's taxonomy places the organism in Eukaryota, Fungi, Ascomycota, Eurotiomycetes, Eurotiales, Trichocomaceae. The record is from RefSeq and is a predicted model, not a curated record. The coding region runs from base 1 to 2064 and encodes 687 amino acids. Gene Ontology annotation, biological process: nuclear-transcribed mRNA poly(A) tail shortening. Gene Ontology annotation, cellular component: nucleus; CCR4-NOT complex; cytoplasm.
AUGUACAGCCAAGGACACCAGGCUCAACAUGCCGCCAUGUUGAAUGGAACUCAGGCUCAUCAGCGAUUUGCGAUGCAAAUGCCCAAGUUCCAGCAUCAGAACCAUCAUCCCCACCAUGCCCAGCAACAGCAACAUCAUCACACCCAUCACAGUCAAGCCACACACCAACUCAAUCAUCAACCAAACUUCCCUACUGGCGCUUUAUCAAGCACGACUCCUCAUUUCACACCGAGCCAUAUGCAGAAUGGGACACCGGGGAAUGUCGAAGACGAAAUUGACGACUCCAUGAACGAGCACUGGCAACAACAACUACAGCUUGCAACUGAAGCCAGACAAGCAACCUCCCCCCAUUACUACGCGAGGACCAUUGCCCAACAGACCAAAGGCAUUCAAAUUGCUCCGAAUCAAACAGAGGUGGCCGAUAAUUCCAAUGACAACCGGCCCAAAGCCGCAGCCUCCAAGGACGGCCAGAGACAAGGCUGGACGGCUCUUGAUUUCACGAGCCAGGGACUUCGUGCUAUAUCUACAGCUCUUUUCAACUACCGCUUUCUUAAUAAGCUGUACCUAAGUAACAACAAACUUAAAUCAUUACCAUCUGCCAUUGGUCAACUCCGCAGCCUUACACAUCUCGAUGUGUCAGCUAACGAACUCACCGAACUACCUGUCGAAAUCGGCAUGCUCACAAAUCUACGCACCCUCUACGCAUUUGAUAAUCAUAUACGAGGUCUACCAUACGAACUGGGCUAUCUAUACCGAUUGGAAAUGUUAGGUAUCUAUGGUAACCCCCUGAACGAGGCUCUGCUGUCUCAAAUCAAAACCCACGGCACAAAGGCACUGAUCAAAUACUUGAUUGAAGAUAUGCCUGUGCAUCUUCCCCCAUCCGACCGAGAUUGGAUCGUUCUCGACGAGACCGCAAAGUCAUCUCAAGCUCCAUCGGAUAAGUUUACCGUUUUGUCUUACAACACUCUGUGUGAUCAAUCAGCAAACCCCUCGCACUAUGGCUAUGUCCCGUCGCGGGCGUUGGCUUGGGAGUUCCGACGAGAUCUGAUUCUCAAUGAGCUUCGGAGCCACGAUGCGGAUAUUGCUUGCCUUCAAGAAAUCGACCAGGGGAAUUACAAUGAUUUCUUCCGAGAACAGCUCGCGUAUAAUGACUAUAAAGGCGUGUACUGGCCUCGUGGGCGUGCAAUGGGAAUGCAUGAAGAGGAGGCCAAGAGUGUUGAUGGCUGCGCGACGUUCUUCAAGGCUAGCAAAUACAUCCUACUGGAUAAGCAAAUGAUCAAUUUCGGCCAGACGGCUGUGCGAAGGCCAGACGCCAAGGGCCAGGAUGAUAUCUAUAAUCGUCUUUGGCAGAAGGAUCAUAUUGCUGUGGUAGUGUUCUUAGAGAACCGAAUGACGGGAACGCGAUUGAUUGUUGUCAAUGCUCAUCUCUACUGGGACCCAGCAUUCAAAGAUGUGAAGCUUAUCCAGACGGCAAUUCUUAUGGAGGAGAUUACGAAACUCGCCGAAGGUUAUUCCAAAUAUCCACCAUGCACAGAUAAGACUGCUUUCCGCUUCUCCGAAGCUGAGGAUGGCACGCGGGAGAACACUACACCGGUCGAGCCGGCACCAUCUGUCGAGUAUACAUCCGGUGAACAAAUUCCGCUGCUCAUCUGCGGUGAUUUCAAUUCGGCCCCUGGUGAAGCAGCAUACAAUCUCCUUGCCCAUGGUGGAUUGACGGAAGCGCAUCCGGACUUGGAGAAGCGACUUUACGGAAAUCUCAGCCGUGUCGGCAUGACCCAUCCAUUCAAACUCAAGUCUGCGUACAGCACUAUUGGCGAGUUGAGCUUUACGAAUUACACGCCUGAUUUCACAUCUAUUUUAGAUUAUAUCUGGUUCUCGUCCACUGCACUUCAUGUGACGGCGCUACUCGGCGAGGUGGACAAGGAGUAUCUCCAGAGCGUUCCGGGAUUUCCCAAUUAUCAUUUUCCUAGUGAUCAUCUCGCAUUGCUGGCGGAGUUUUCAGUCAAGGGGAAAAGGGGUAAGGUUGUAGAAGCGGAUUUUGGUUCAUCACGAGACAGGACUUGA